CAGCAAUUUAAAAAUUCAAAACAAGGGCUUUUUGUCGUGGACGUGUGUUCUCGGAGACUACCACAACAUUAGAGGAGAAAAUGGAGGCUUUGGGAGAUCGUCUAAAGGUGAUGGUUAAAAUCUUCAGGCGAGAGUGCCACAGGGUUAUAAACUCUGAGAGGACCACCAUUCAUGGAGCUGAUGGCAUGCUAAUGUUGCUGCAGCUGGCCAUAGCAGAAGUUAACAAGCAGCACGCUGGAGAGUUCAAAGUGGCUCUGAGUGAUGUCCUGAUGGCCUGGAAACACUUACUGCUAGACAAACUUCACCUGCCACCCCCCAACUCUGCACGCUUGGAGAACUAUGAUCUCAUCCUGGAGGCUUACGAGUCCUCCCUGAAACGCUCCAACACCGUGGACCUGGUUGAUAUCCUCUCCAUGUACGAACAGUUGAGACUAGUGGACUCAGACCCGGGGGAGCCUGUGAGCCCGAUCCUGCUGUUUGAGUUCUUAUCUGGAAACAUGGAGGUCUCAGAGUUGCCAGACUCUUCAGUCCCAUCAACACCAUCUAGUAAAAGCAGAGGCUGCAGCUCACAGGUGAAAAUGGCCGUCAGAAGGGUUUUCUGCUCCUAUCUGAAUCUGCUUGUGAACGCCAAGAACGACAUGGCCUUGGCGCUGACCCUCGACGUCCCCAGUCGCACUCUUGGACGACAGGCAUUUACCGACAUCAAGCAUGCCGCGCACAACAACAACACCUCUCUAUUCUUGGCUGUGACAUCUUUUGUGAGGGCCAUCCAGCUCGGAGGGAAGGGCUACGCUCCAGCUGAGUCUGACCCACUGAGGAAGCAUGUCAAAGGCCUGUCUGACUUUGUCCAGUUUCUAGACAACCUGGAAGAAAUUCUGGGAGAGAUUCCCAACCCAAGCGUGUGUGGAGCCAGGCUGGUCAGCGCCAUCAGGGCGGCGCUGGUGAAGGGACGCAGCAGUGAAGACCCGGUGUACGCUGCAGCCGAGGAGACGACAAAGGAGCUGAAGGAGAGGAUCUGCCAGCUACACCAGAUCCAGAAACAGACCGCUAAUGGAAUCGGGACGGGGAUAAGCCCUGCCAGGCCAAAGGCUUACGCAGUCAAUCACUGCACUGCAUACGGGGGUCGGGACACCGUGAAGGUGCUGAUGGCUCUGCUGGAUGAAGAGGCGCUGACUCCACCGUGUCGGAACAAAGCAGACCUUCUGUCUGAGGACCAGCCCGUCCUCAGUGGAGCCGAGGCGACCUGCAUCCUCAGCUUGUUCAGAUCCCCUGAAGUGUCUACUGGAUGUUCUCCAGAACCUCUAAAGAACCGAGUCCAGAGCCGGCUAGACCUGCUCAAACCCAAGGCCAAAGAAAGAGGAAUUCGAUCCCAGUUUGCAUGCACAUACAAAGAUGAAGAAAUGCCUCUCAACCGUGUGCUGGAGUUCCCCAGCAGCAGCCAGGUCCCUACCUGUGUGCACCCGGCACCCAAACACCACACCAUCCCAGCUGUGGAUGAAGAGUGCAGCUCUGAUGUGGAGGAGACGACCAAAGUCUUUCCAGCCAAGUCCACUUCUGAAUGCCCGAAUAAGGAGCAGAGCGGCGUGCGGCGGGGGGCUGCUCUCGGGCCAAGAAGUGGAAAUGCCCAAAACAGAGUUGCGGGCCCCGCCAAUAGAAAGAAAACUGGCACUGAGGCGCAGAGAAAGGGCAACAAGAGGAAGCAGGUGGAUUCUGACCAACAUGGAGGAUCAGAGAACGAGCCUCCGGAGAAGAAACAGCUCACUUGUGUCCCCGUCAAAGUGCCUGGCAAGAAUGUCAGCAAGGCCUCCAGUAAGAAGAAGCUGAUAGCUGGACAGGGAAAGCUCACCAGCUUCUUCAGACUCUAAUGGUCGUUUGUACUGGUUUCAUGAUGGCACAGUUGUACGUGAAUUUUCUGAUUAAGGCUCCAAAUUCUGAUUAUUUUCUUUUUUUAAGUCUCAGUUUAUCUGUUGACUGUUGUUUUCAAUGAACACCUUUUUGGGUAUAUGCUCAUUUGUUUACAUGCUGAGAGUGAUGGAGGACUUUACGCAAAUGAAAGCUAUGAGUUGAUUAGCUUAUUCUAGCAUCAAGCUAAGCUAAACAGCUAGCAUGGCUCUUUUUAAUAAGAUAUAACAAGUUAAUUAGUGAAAAGUGCUUGAAAGUACAUUUUUAAGACUUUGGACGGAGCCCCAAAUUUCAGAUUUUAUGCUAAACUAAGCAAUCUAGCUAGCAGUAGCAUUUAGCGUUCAUCCAUUUUUAUUGUAUAGCGUUUGAAUAAAUGAGACAGACCCAGGAUAACAGUUUUCCUUGAUUUACAAUUGUUAUGCUAAGCUAAGCUAAUUGCCCUUUGGCUGUAACUUUAUAUGUAGCAUGCAAGAGUGGCAUCAAUCUUCUCAUUUAACACUCAGCACUUAAGAGGGUGAAUAUGUUUAAUUAUCUUAAAAUAAUUACUGAGUCUAUAAAAUGUCAGAAGAUAGUGGAUGAAAAGCACAAAGUCUUUAAAUUAGAGAAGCGGGGCAUUUUUGAUAGAAUUUCUUUAUAACUGUGAAUCCAUAAUCAAACUUAUUUAAGAUGAAUUUUCUGUUGAUUAACUAUGUGACUCAUUGUUCGCCACUAAUUUUCCCAUUUAGCAGUGUGGAAAGUGUUGGUGGCAGCAUGAAUACAUCUGAUAGCAGAUCAUUGGCAGACUUGAUCAGUACACGUUCUUCAUUAAGACCUAGUCCUACUUGAAAUGUAUUUAACCGCUAGUUGUAUAUAUUUUUUUUCAACCUGUAAAAUUCCACAGCAAAGUCAACUUUGUAAAUAUGAU
This is a messenger RNA of Anoplopoma fimbria (sablefish), 2806 nucleotides long. It is a transcript of the gene parpbp, whose product is annotated as PARP1 binding protein. The transcript is spliced from 11 exons. The coding region runs from base 81 to 1865 and encodes 594 amino acids. Gene Ontology annotation, biological process: negative regulation of double-strand break repair via homologous recombination. NCBI's taxonomy places the organism in Eukaryota, Metazoa, Chordata, Actinopteri, Perciformes, Anoplopomatidae. The record is from RefSeq and is a predicted model, not a curated record. Gene Ontology annotation, cellular component: chromatin.